UCGUCCCCUUGACUGCUGUCAGACGCAUAGACACACAAAGGCCCUGCCGACGCCUACUGCAUACCUCACCCUAAUUAUUGAAAACCAUAAACAAUAGUGAGAGGAGGCGAUCGCCUAACAACAGAUGGAAGCGGAUCAGGCUUCCGCGGCGGACCCUCGGAGCGGGUUCUGCCGUGAGACGAAAACCUUCCGCAGCCUCCGCCCUGCCGCCGCCCUUCCGCCGGAGUCCCUGCCCUUGUCGGCCGCCGGAUUCGCCUUCUCCCUCCUCCCUUCUCCUCUCCCGUCCAACCCCGCGCUGGUCGACGCCGCCACCGGCGCCGCCCUCUCCUUCUCGGAGCUCCUCUCGCGUACCCGGUCCCUGGCCGCCGCCCUCCGCUCCGCCUCCGUCGGCCUCUCCCCGGGCGCCGUCGCCUUCGUCCUCGCCCCGCCCUCCUUCGACGUCCCCGUUCUCUACUUGGCGCUCCUCUCCGUCGGCGCCGUCGUCUCCCCCGCCAACCCCCUCUCGACCCCCGCCGAGAUCGCUCACCAAAUUCGCCUCUGCAAGCCCUCCGUUGCGUUCGUCGCCGCCGCCGCCGCCUCCAAGAUCCCCUCCCACGUCCGCACUCUCGUGCUCGACUCGCCUUCGCUCCGAUCCCUCUACACCCGGCCGCCAGAGCAGGAGGAGGGCGAGGAGGUUGUCCGGCAAUCCGACGCGGCGGCGAUCCUCUACAGCUCGGGCACCACGGGGCGGGUCAAGGGCGUCGUCCUGAGCCACCGCAACUUCAUCGCCCUGAUUGCUGGCUACCACGCCGCUCGGACCGCCGCCCUGGCGGAGGCCGCAGCCGUGGAGCCGCCCGCGGUGGCUCUGUUCACGAUCCCUCUGUUCCACGUGUUUGGCUUCUUCAUGCUGCUCCGGGCGGCGGCGUUGGGGGAGACGACGGUCCUGAUGGAGCGAUUCGAGUUCGGGGCGAUGCUGCGGGCAGUGGAGGCCUACCGCGUGACCUUCGUUCCGGCGGCGCCGCCGCUUCUCGUGGCUCUCGCGAAGUCCGAGGUGGCCCUCCGCCACGACCUCUCCUCCCUCCGUGUCAUCGCAGUCGGCGGCGCGCCGCUCGGGCGCGAGGUGGCGGAGCUGUUCGCCGCCCGUUUUCCUGACGUUGAGAUCGUCCAGGGGUAUGGUUUGACGGAGUCAGCGGGCGGUGGGUCGGCAACGAUGGGAGCGGAGGAAUCGCGGAGGUACGGGUCAGUGGGUCGGAUCGUGGCCAACCUGGAGGCGAAGAUAGUGGACCCCACCUCGGGGCAAGUGUUGGGGCCGGGAGAGCAAGGAGAGCUGUGGAUCAGGGGCCCCACGAUUAUGAAAGGUUACAUAUGUGAUGAGCAAGCAACUGCAUCUACCUUGGAUUCUGAAGGCUGGUUGAAGACGGGUGACCUUUGCUACUUCGAUGACGAUGGUUUUCUUUUCAUUGUUGAUAGGUUAAAGGAGUUGAUAAAGUAUAAAGCAUAUCAGGUGCCUCCAGCUGAAUUGGAGCGUAUACUGCAAUCCCAUAAAGAAAUUGCUGAUGCUGCAGUCAUUCCGUAUCCUGAUGAAGAAGCUGGACAAAUACCAAUGGCUUUUAUUGUAAAACAACAAGGUAGCACCCUCACCGCACAGCAAGCCAUGGAUUUUGUUGCGAAACAGGUUGCGCCUUACAAGAAAAUCCGCCGUGUUGCCUUUGUCAAUUCUAUUCCAAAAUCAGCUGCUGGGAAGAUUUUGAGAAGAGAGCUUGUUGACUAUGCACUAUUGAUUCCGUCUUCCAACCUUUGAAUGGUGUCAUUUCAUUGCAGGUGCUUGUCAGCUCCGAAGACAUUCAGGAGAUCGAUCGAAAGCACGAGUUCCAAUGGCCCAGCCUUCAAUGCAGGUCAAAAGAAAAGCAUAUGGUCUCGCUAAAUCUGUUGUGCCGUCAUCAUUAUCAUCACCUGGGGGCAGGGGUUCUACUACAUCCAUGUUAAAGUACAGAUUGUUUCCUCGAUGCCGUCUAAUAAAAAGUAUGUCUCACGUAGCAUGCAUGCUAUCACAAUUUGACACUGCAGUUUGUAAAGACUUGGCAUUCCUUGAAGACGAGGCGAAUUUUGAAACGGUUUUAUGAAAUCCCAAAUGCCUUUUUCCUCGGCAUUCCUUUCGGGUUAUUUGGUUUCUAAGAAAAGUGUGGAAAUAAAAAUUUCAAGAAAAAGCUUUUCAUGACAAAUUGUUUUCUUUCCAGUUUUCUGUCCAUUUAUUUUCAAGGAAAACAAACUUUUGUGGAAUUUUUUUUUUCAUGUUUUAUAGAAAACUAGUGAUUUUGCUGAAAAAACUCUAAAAAGGAAAAUGCUAGUUUUCCACAACAUAUGGGAAAAAAGGUUUUCAAAAUACUUGUUUUCCUUCCAAACAAAUGAGCGAAAAAUUGCAAAAGAAGUUUUCCAUGAAAAUUUUUUUUUUUUUUCCCACACUUUUCGAGGAAUCAAACAACCCCUUAAAUAGAUGAGUGGUGAGAAUUAUAGAGAUCUCAGCGACUUUGAUGAGACUCAGCAUUCGUAUUGCCACUGAGUUAGCUCAAAUGGUAAUGCUCGUUCAACCUGAGAUCUUUACGAUGACUUUUGUAAAGAUGAGGAUUAUUAAGUAACUCGACUCCUUUCCAAUGAAAUAAAAUUUCUCACUUUAGAA
Ananas comosus (pineapple) is the source of this 2656-nucleotide messenger RNA. Its product is annotated as 4-coumarate--CoA ligase-like 5. Bases 125 to 1780 code for a protein of 551 amino acids. Lineage: Eukaryota; Viridiplantae; Streptophyta; Magnoliopsida; Poales; Bromeliaceae. Gene Ontology annotation, molecular function: CoA-ligase activity. The record is from RefSeq and is a predicted model, not a curated record. The transcript has 7 exons.